AUGGAGAAGAUAUUCACCAACAAAGGUGUUCCAGCGGUAUGCCAAUCGGACAAUGGCUCGCCUUUCCAAUCAAAAGAGAUGGAACAGUUUGCCCAAAGCAGUGGAUACCGCCAUCACCACAUUACUCCGGAAUGGCCCAGAGCAAACGGAACAGUUGAGCGAUUUAAUCGGAAUAUGAAAGAAGCUCUGCGGGCAGCAACUCUGGAAGGGAAAUCCCUGAGAGGCGCAUCACAAGGAUUUCUGCAGAUGUACCGAUCUACCCCACACAGCGCGACUGGUGCCAGCCCGCAUGCUGCAUUGCAUGGCGGAAGAGAAAUGAGAACAGUACUUCCACUUAUGACACCAACCGACCAUGUUAUAGACCGUAUACGAGACCAACGAUUCAAAGUCAAGAUGAGAAACGGACUGCAGCCACAUAAACUUCGGGUAGGUGACAGUGUUAUUGUGAAGCAGACGAAAGCCAACAAGCUGACGCCGACAUUCAACCCUACACCUCUGAGAAUCACCGAGGUCCAAGGCUCGACAAUAACUGCACGGGAGAUAAACGGCACGUGGACCAUCACGAGGGACGCGUCGUACUUUCGAAAGAUUGCAUCCGACACGCGUGCGGAUAACGAAGAUGACCAGGACGCAUCAGACGAGAGUAACGAAGAGACGGAGAACGAAAACAGGGGGAACCAACAGGAGACGUUGGAUGAAAGCACUGAGAAAAGGCAAAGACCACGACGGACAACACGGAGGCCGAGUUAUUUAGAAGACUACGACACUUAA
Molecule: messenger RNA, 771 nt
Organism: Paramuricea clavata
Lineage: Eukaryota; Metazoa; Cnidaria; Anthozoa; Malacalcyonacea; Plexauridae
Source: the annotation of a GenBank genome assembly